Messenger RNA from Acomys russatus (golden spiny mouse), 507 nucleotides. RefSeq names its product RNA polymerase II subunit I (gene Polr2i). Gene Ontology annotation, molecular function: nucleic acid binding; DNA-directed RNA polymerase activity; zinc ion binding. Gene Ontology annotation, biological process: maintenance of transcriptional fidelity during transcription elongation by RNA polymerase II; DNA-templated transcription; transcription initiation at RNA polymerase II promoter. Bases 90 to 467 code for a protein of 125 amino acids. The record is from RefSeq and is a predicted model, not a curated record. NCBI's taxonomy places the organism in Eukaryota, Metazoa, Chordata, Mammalia, Rodentia, Muridae. The transcript has 6 exons. Gene Ontology annotation, cellular component: RNA polymerase II, core complex.
CCCGUUUUGGCGCAGCCGCCCGGCAGGGCCCUUGCCGCGGUCCGUAGCGCGGCCGCGCAGGCGCAGUAGGCUCGGCGAGCCCGGUCGCCAUGGAACCGGACGGGACCUACGAGCCAGGCUUCGUGGGUAUUCGGUUCUGCCAGGAAUGUAAUAACAUGCUGUACCCCAAGGAGGACAAGGAGAACCGCAUCCUGCUCUACGCGUGCCGGAAUUGCGAUUACCAGCAGGAAGCCGACAACAGCUGCAUCUACGUCAAUAAAAUCACGCACGAAGUGGACGAGCUGACUCAGAUCAUCGCCGACGUGUCCCAGGACCCUACGUUGCCGCGGACCGAGGACCACCCGUGUCAGAAGUGUGGCCACAAGGAGGCAGUUUUCUUCCAGUCACACAGUGCCCGCGCUGAGGACGCCAUGCGCCUGUACUAUGUAUGCACUGCCCCCCACUGCGGCCACCGCUGGACUGAGUGACCUCUCCUUCCCCCACCUGUAAUAAAUGCCAGUUUCUAUA